Messenger RNA from Cydia amplana, 4068 nucleotides. RefSeq lists its product as uncharacterized. Gene Ontology annotation, cellular component: nucleus; plasma membrane. The record is from RefSeq and is a predicted model, not a curated record. The transcript has 27 exons. Gene Ontology annotation, molecular function: zinc ion binding. The coding region runs from base 148 to 4068 and encodes 1306 amino acids. NCBI's taxonomy places the organism in Eukaryota, Metazoa, Arthropoda, Insecta, Lepidoptera, Tortricidae.
UGAAUUUUGGUCUGAUUGCCCUAAAUUGCUUUCUUUGCUAAAUAUGAAUUAAAAACAUUAUUUUAUAAACUUAUCAUGUCAGCGUAAUUUAUUAAAAUUGCUUGCGGGUGCAGUUGUAUGUGGCAGCAGUAAUUGAUAUAAACUAUCAUGGAGGAACAGGCUUUUAUAUGGACGACCGAACGUACCAAGAAAAUGCUUGAACUUCGGUUUCAGAAUGACUGGUUAUUUAAAAAGAAGAAACAGCCGUGGGCGGAGUUUCGCACAAUCUUAUUAGAAAAUGGAUACCCAGAAACUAUGACAAUAAAUCAUGUACGGAAGAAGUGGUCUUACACUUAUGAUUGCUACAAAAUUGCUAAAAAAACAAAAAAUAAAAGUUGGAAGUACUAUAAGAUGUUUGAAAAACAUUAUGGUAAAACUACUAUUUUGGAUAAAUAUGAAUCAUGGGAUGAUGAGUGGCGAUUAAAGCUAGUAAUAUGCGUAUCAGAGGCAAAGGAGAUGAAAGUGGAUUACCAGCACUUUUGGAGGACUGUGGAGAAGGCAAUGAGAAGCCAGGAUCUACCUGAUGACUGCUGCGUCCAAGACAUUAAGGGACUUUGGCAGUACAUCAUCACCACAUUCAAUAGAAAAUACCGCCAAAAACUGAAAAAAGACGUAGACCACGACUGGCCGCUAUACGGCGCCAUGCUGAGCUACUACCAGCGCUUCGACCCCGACCACCUGGUCCGUUUGGAGACCGAAACGCCCUUGGAGUUCUUCAGUCGGUGUCGCAAGUCCAGCAACAAACAUGUCAAGAAUAAGAGCGCUCAGGAGAAUGAGACUGAUGAGUUUCAGUGGUCGAAAGACAUUACUGAGACUUUCAUUCAAAUACGAUUACAAAACGACUGGCUGUUCAGAGAAAGGAAAUGGGCUUGGAAUGACCUUCUGAACAUAAUGAAGCAAGAAUAUGGCUUUCCUGACACUCUGAACGGUAGAGAGAUAUGUCGGAAAUGGGCGGCGACAUUCGGGGAAUACCAGAAGGCAAAGGCUACUAAUAACAAAAGUUGGAUCUACUACACAUUAUUCGAGUUGUAUUUGGGUGAGAAGCGGCUGAGCCUUAACCCUCUGCUGGGAUGGCAAGAAAAAUGGGUCUUGAACCUUAUAAGCGCGAGAACAGAACUGGAUUAUUUAUUUAGGUUUGCCAAAUACCGGGACCAAAGUUCUGCAUGGAGGGUAGUGGAGAAAAGACUUCGUAGUAUGGGUCUCCCUAUAGACCACAGUUUAUUGGACUUGGAAGAGAUGUGGACGCAUCUUUUGAAAACAUUUAAGUGGAAACGCAAGUUCGCCAACAAGGGUAUCCUCAACGAGCGAUGGGCCUACUUCGACGCAAUGUCUCAGUACGAACCGCUGAAGACCAAGCCCAAGAUCAAACAACAGACAGAUGACGACAAUUAUGACAACUUAGCUGUCAUGUCUGAUCAUGUAGAUCAUGUGGAUCAUGUGGAGCAUGAUGAUGAUUUCGAAGACGAUAUCAAGCUGUUGGAUUUGAAACAAAGGUUGAAUCCAAAGAUAGAAGUGACGGACAAGCAAUGCCGCUCUUGCUUCGGAUCGGGCGCGUGUGUAGACCUUCACAGGACGGACGAGGAGGGCGUAGACCUGGCCUCCAAGCUGCGGCUCAUCGGAGGCAUCGAGAUGGACAAAUCCGAUAAACUACCAUGGCAAAUAUGUCUCCACUGUCUCAACGACCUAGAGCACGCAUACAAAUUCCGACGGAAAUGCCAGGACGUCGACAAACACUUCCGCGCCACCAAAUCUAUAAAAAUCGAAGUAGCCAUAGAUGACCAUGAUAACAAUGACAUAGACAAACAUGACCAGGACGCAGGAGACGUAGAUACGCAUUUUGAUGAUUUCCAAAGCGACGCGGAUAUGAAACAGGAAAAGAAACUGGCUAAAGCGGAGUCGAAGAAGAUUAUGGUUAGGAAGAAAAAGAAGAUGCGUAAAAUGAGGUACGACUAUUGGAAGGUCUGUGAAAUCUGCGGGAAACACACAAGGAAUCUCCGCAGCCAUCUAGACAUGCACUCCACCGGAAAAUUCUACUCGUGCGACGUCUGCGACAAGAAGUUCAAGUUCAAAAGCGGACUCGUCAUACACAAGGCCGUCCACAAUCCCACACCGAAGAAAACUUGCGAGGUCUGCGGGAAAACGUUUCAUAUCCUCGCCCAGUAUAGAAGACAUUUCGUACAUCACGCGAACCAAAGGAACCACGAAUGUGACACUUGUGGCAAAAGAUUCAAUACUUCAGAGAUUUUGACAGUCCAUAAAAGAACCCAUACUGAUGAAAGACCUUUCACUUGUAACGAAUGUUGGAAGACGUUCAGGACGGCCGGGUGCGUGAGUCGACAUAAGCGUAUUGUACAUAGAAAAGCAGUAAAGAACCAAUACAAUAGAGGCUACAUCUACACACAGCCGCCGCCGCCGCCAGGUAGAAGCCGCGCCUCUAGGCUGUUGUGGGUGGCGGCCGCGCUCCUGCUGUGGAGUCCGCACGCGCAAGCCAAGAAUGUCACACACGAAGACAUCCGCGACGCCAUGCUAUCACUAGUCCACAUGUUCCGCAAGUCAGAAGACAAGCUCGAGAGACACGAGUACCGCGAGAAGGCGCUGGGAGAACAGCUCAAGAAGAUGCUGGGGGUGCUGGACAAGAAGCACCGCGCCUUGGAGCCGCUUAAAGGAAUGAUAUCGCGGUUGGAUGAGAGGCUUUCCAAUGUGGAGACGAUACUGUUGCAGAAAGAGCAACGUGAAAAGACGACACAGAAGGCGACUGAGGAAGCGCUGGACGGCAUCCAGAAGAGCCUGCAGUCCCUAACGGCCAGCGUGGGCAAGAAACCCGCAGACUUGGACAACAAUCUGACCACUGAUGAGGACCCGGUCGGACGCCGACUUGACGCCACCGACCUGAAGAUCGAUGCGGUUAAGAAGGAGAUUGAGAAUUUAAAAAAUGCUCUUAGCAAGGACAACCUCCGCUCCAUGUGCCUCGAGGCCGCCCUCGACGACGGCCACCCCUUCAACAAGCACAUGUCGGACGCCGAGAAACUCCUCAACAAGUACGAGUUGAAGCUGAGCGAGUACAAUGGGACUCGCGUGCAGACCGACUUCGUGCCCCUCAGCGAGGUCUCGCUGGCUGACGAGGCUUGGCACAGCAAGAUGACCGAAGUAAUGGAACGCCAAGAGAAGGAAGUGAAGAAGAUCCAGCAACUGCUCGGCGACGCUGAGAGCAUGUGGAAGGAUUUACCCCGGCUAGCCGACCUGCGGUGGUCGACCAACCUGACGCUCGACGCCGUCGCUGCUGCCGGCGCUAGUCUCACGGAGAACAACGACCAGGGCGUAUCUAAAGUGGUAACCAAGCUCCGGGAGUUGAGCGACCGCCUGACGAGGACCAAUGAGGACAUCCAGCAGAGCUUGACGCAAGGGAACACGCUGAGCGAGCGAGCGCUUACCGACAUUUCUAGGAACUACAUCGCUCUCCAUGCAGAGGUCCAAGCGUUGGCCAAAGACGAGCACGUGAUGCAGUCGACGGCAGACAACGUGCUGGCGACGAAGAAACGCAUCGAGUACGGCGUCCACCAGAUCCUGGUUGAAGUAGGGGAGCUGGUGCGCGCGCAGGGCUCGCGUCUCAACAAAUCUGUUAGCGACAGAUUUGACAGCAUCGAGCUGAAGAUGAUCGAGAACCAUGCAGCAGCCCUGAGCAACACCAGCGCCAAGAUAGAAUCAGAAAUGUCGCAAGUUUGGCGGCAGAUCGGCGUCAUGUACCAGCAGAUGACCGCCAACCAGCGCUCCUUGGAUAAACUCACUGAGCAGACCGACCAGUAUGUAAACACUACCGCCACGACAUUGGACGGCAUGAAAGGCAAGGUGAGCACAAUCACAACGCGGAUGACAGAAGUAAACGAUAACCUGAAUUACCUGCUGGGGAGGUUGUCCCUGGUCACCCAGGAGUUCGGGCAGAUCAAGACGGGGCUCGGAGACGCGCUGGACAAGCUGAAGGACAGCAUGGACACAGUGCAGACUAAAGCUAAACUUGAAGGUAUGUAUUAG